AAGGCACAGUACAGUAAAUGCUUCUAAAUACCAACGUGCAUCUUCCCGAUGAAGUCCGUACAGCUUUGUUUGCUUGUCACUCUAUUGGUGGUGGUUGCAGUGAUGGCCGACGAUGAGGAUUUUGGCUGUUCUGCCAACGAAUAUUGGCAUGAGUGCGGUGUCGGAUGUCAGCCGCACUGUUAUGGCCCACUGCUUCCUCCGUGCGAUGAACCGUGCAAAGCCGGAUGCAUCUGCAAACCCUGGCACGUUCGAGAAAGCAAAGAGGGCGGAGAGUGCAUCAAACAUGAGGAUUGUAAAGAAGAAGGCUUUCUGUUCAACAACUAAUACCUCAAUGCAAUCGCACUGAUUGUAAGUGAUUUAGAGUUUCUAGAUGUUGUUGAUGGAUUGUGUCACACUUGCUAUGCGAGGUUCUGCUUCUGACGCGUUCCAUAAUUAGAUAAUUACUUAAACACUUGUUGAACAAAUGUUAUUAUCCAUUAAAAGCCUUCUUUAGAGUUGUGUCUGUA
Molecule: messenger RNA, 506 nt
Organism: Anopheles merus
Lineage: Eukaryota; Metazoa; Arthropoda; Insecta; Diptera; Culicidae
Product: cysteine-rich venom protein 1-like
Exons: 2
Coding region: 49-324 (91 amino acids)
Source: RefSeq, a predicted model, not a curated record